Molecule: messenger RNA, 1412 nt
Organism: Oryzias latipes (Japanese medaka)
Lineage: Eukaryota; Metazoa; Chordata; Actinopteri; Beloniformes; Adrianichthyidae
Biological process (GO): protein autophosphorylation; regulation of mitotic cell cycle; negative regulation of apoptotic process
Cellular component (GO): cytoplasm
Molecular function (GO): protein serine/threonine kinase activity; ATP binding
Source: RefSeq, a predicted model, not a curated record
UUACCUAGCAACUAUAGCGUGAUAACAAGACAAACCAUAGAGUUUGAACUACAGACGUACGCUUCACAGCCGAGUCCAGAUCUGUCCGUUUCCUUCAGUGUUUGUGGUCAAACAGAGGAAACCCAAUGGAGAAAGACACUACAGAGAAUAAUUCAAGUCAUACUGAAUCUAGCACGACUCUAACACAGCAGUCCCCCAAAAACACCAACUCACAGGUGACGGCUGACAUGAAGAGUGCUGAGAGGCGGCAAGAAGAGACGGACGGAGCAUCGGAGAACCCUAAGGUUAAGAAGAUCAGGGUUUGUUCUGAUGUUGGCGAGGACCCAGAGGUCUCCUCCGUAAACACAGCAGUAGAGACCCCUUCCCAGAAAGGAGAAACCCAAGACCGAGCCAAGAGUAGAGCAGACUUUUUUAAAACACAACAUGAUGAGUUUAAUGCCAAAUAUGCAGAGUUCUAUCAGUACCGUCAUGAAGGCUAUGGGUCCAUGUUUGCUCCCCGUUGCCAUGGUGACUUUCCUAAACUACCAGACGUCAAACAUUUCCCCAAGACUUUUGUCCUGCAUCUUCCGAAGGAGAAUGAGAAACCGUCCCCCUCUAAAGUGGACAAUCUAAUAGGAGCAGUGAUCACACGUGAGAAAGAAGCACAACCUGUCGUGGGUUUGGAGGUGCAAAGCAAAGAUGACACAGAUCAUGAAGAAGCCGCCAAGCUCACAAUUAAAGAUCUGAUUAAGGCAGUGAUCAACUAUGAGGAAAGAAACGUCUCCCUUCGAGACAUUCAUGUAAAAAAGAUCAACGUGUGGACCGACUUUUCUGGUGCUUAUCAUUGUGAAACUGACCUCCAAUGCACCAUUGAGGAGCCCCACCCUAACAGAGUGUUUACAGGUAGCAGAUCUGCAUCUACCAACAAAAACAUGAAAAGCAAUCCGGAAAAGGCCCCUCCAGAGACUUUCCUUGACUGCUACGACGCUAGAGCCACCACAGUGUGGCAGUUAGGGGUGGUUCUCUUUGAAAUCCUAAGCAACAGACAGACUUUCAACACAAUAGAUUUCAUAGACGGACAUCUGACAAUUAACCGUGUCUUAUCAAAAGAGUGCAAAGACUUUUACCAAUCUUGUUUGGACUUUUUCCCUAUGGAGCGCCCCCGGCUGCAGGACCUGCUCCAACAUCCGUGGUUCCAGCCAAGCAGCCACUCCGGUUUGCCCCUAUCCACCUCCACUUUAGCUUUUUCUUUCUACUCCUCUCACUGACACCAACGUCCCCACAUUGGCCCUUCAGUGUGUGAGUAGGCUCCAGGUUCUUCUGCUUCACAGUGGUUUAUUGAUUCAUUGAAUUGGAGGCAAAAUUGAAUUUUGAUGAGACAUACAACCAUAACAGUCUAUUUUAUUACGCAAUAAAUUUUGAAAACAGAAAGA